CUUCGAUCGGAAUAAAACAGCUCAGGCUGGGAUCUGAAUCCAAAUUAAACCUCCUGCCGCAGCAUGCAACCUCUUUGUAGCUCUGCAGAUUUGGACACGGUUGGGUGCUGAAGUAAGUGCAGCACGAAUUGGAACAGGGUUUUCUGCGCACACCAGUUUCUGGAGCUUGCAGCGGGAAACCACACGAUCGGGUUUCGUUUUCUUAAAGACUUUAUUGAGGAUAAUUGCAAGGUGAACGGAAGGGUGUGCGUGCGUCUGUGUGUAUGUUCGUUUAUUACUUCUGUAGUGGGACGGAGAGGAUUUGAGUGUCGGUGUUUUCAUCAUGUCAGCCUCUCGAAGCUGUUUGUGAUGAAUCCAGAAAUCAACAGGUACCGCUCGGGCAUGGAUUUGAUGUUGCUGCUUCUCCUGCUCUUCUGGGCUCGGGCCGCUGCUGUGAUUAAUUUGAAGUACUCUGUGGUGGAAGAGGAGAGAGCCGGGACGGUUAUCGGCAACAUAGCGAAAGACGCCGGCUUCUCAACUUGGGAGCAGCCGGUGCCUCUCUUUCGCGUCUUGUCCAACUCGGCGCCGCAUCUGGUGGAGAUCAAUCCGUCGAGCGGUUUACUCGUGACCAAGCAGAAGAUCGACCGAGACCUGCUGUGCGGACAGAACCCCAAAUGCGUGAUCUCGCUGGAGGAGAUGGUGAACUCCAUGGAGAUCUGUGUAGUCAAAGUGGAGAUCCUGGACAUCAACGACAACUCGCCCAGCUUCCCCACCGAGCAAAUCGAUCUGGAGAUCUCAGAGACGGCCAGCCCGGGCACCAGGAUCCCCCUGGAGAGCGCUUACGACCCCGACUCCGGGGACUUCGGAGUGCAGACUUACGAGAUAACGCCCAACGAUUUGUUCGGCUUGGAAAUCAAGAGCCGGGGAGACGGUUCUCGCUUCGCCGAGCUGGUGGUGGAGAAAGCGCUGGACAGGGAGGUCCAGUCUCACUACAGCUACAUGAUCACGGCUCUGGACGGGGGUAAGCCCCCGAAUUUGGGUACGGCCCAACUCAACAUCAAAGUCAUCGACUCGAACGACAACUACCCGGUGUUUGAGCAGACGGCUUACACGGUCAACGUACUGGAGAACGCGCCGGUCAACUCGCUUGUUAUCGACCUGAACGCUUCGGACCCGGACGAGGGGACGAACGGAGAGAUCGUCUAUUCCUUCAACAGUUACGUGUCGGACAAGACCAGGCAACUUUUCAAAUUGGAGCCCCGAACCGGGGCCAUCACAGUGAGGGGCAACAUAGACUACGAAGAGGGUAGUAUCUACGAGAUCGACGUGCAGGCGAAAGACCUGGGACCCAAUUCUAUCCCGGCCCACUGCAAGGUGACGGUGAACGUGGUGGAUGUGAACGACAAUGUCCCCGUUAUCACUUUAUUCUCGGUCAAUAGCGAGACGGUGGAGGUGAGCGAAGCCGCCCCUCCCGGCUACGUGAUCGGUCUGGUCCGGGUCUCCGACCGGGACUCCGGCGCUAACGGCAGGGUCCAGUGCAAACUUUUAGGCGACGUCCCUUUCAAACUGCAGGAGUACGAGAGUUUUUACACCAUCCUGGUGGACGGCAGGCUGGAUCGAGAGCAGAGGGACCUCUACAACCUCACUAUCCUGGCCAAAGACGGUGGCUCCCCCUCGCUCCAAUCCACCAAAUCCUUCACCGUCAGGAUUACGGAUGAAAACGAUAACCCCCCUCACUUCACCAAACCUUUUUACCAGGUCAGCGUUCGGGAAAACAACACCCCGGGUUCGCACCUCCUCUCCGUUUCCGCCAGGGAUGUGGAUUUGGGGUUGAACGGGAGCGUUUCCUACCAGAUUAUCCCGUCGCAGGUGAAGGACAUGCCCGUCUUCACCUACGUGUCCAUUAACCCCACCUCGGGGGACGUGUAUGCACUGAGGUCCUUCAACUACGAGCAGACUAGGUCGUUCGAGUUUAAGGUUAUGGCCAAAGACGGCGGGAACCCCGCCCUAGAAAGUAACACCACAGUGAAGGUGUUUGUAUUGGACGUCAAUGACAAUGUCCCCAUUAUAACUGCGCCGCCUUUGGUUAAUGGUACGACUGAUGUCUACAUCCCCAGAAACGUAGGCUCUGGCUACUUGGUGACAGUGGUCAAAGCUGAUGACUACGACGAAGGUGACAACGGUCGCUUGACUUACGGCAUCGUGGAUGGCGAUCGGGGCUUCUUCGAGAUGGACCAAACGAGUGGGGAAAUCAGAACCACCAGAAGUUUCGGGGAUGGGGCUGAGACCAACUAUGAACUGAUCGUGGUGGCACAGGACCAGGGAAAGUCUGCCCUCUCCGCCACUGCGUUGAUCGCCGUCUAUCUCUCCCCUGCUUUAGACGCCCGGGAAUCGACAGGGUCCUUGAAUUUAUCCCUAAUCUUUAUAAUUGCCCUGGGCUCCAUUGCUGCAAUCCUCUUUGUGACCAUGAUAUUUGUGGCGGUCAAGUGUAAGCGAGACAACAAGGAGAUCAGGACGUACAACUGCAGGGUGGCGGAGUACUCUUAUGGACAGCAGAAGAAACCGAAGAAAAAGAGUAAGAUCAACAAGAAUGAUAUCAGACUGGUGCCCAGAGACAUGGAGGAGACUGAUAAGAUGAACGUGGUCAGCUGUUCUUCCCUCACCUCCUCCCUGAACUACUUCGACUACCACCAGCAAACUUUGCCCUUGGGUUGUCGCAGGUCGGAGGCUACCUUUCUAAAUGUGGAGAAUCAGAAUUCCAGGAACGCCAGUGGGAACCACGUGUACCACACUUUCACUAAUACCCAGAGCUCCCAACAGCAGCCGGAUCUCAUCAUCAACGGGAUGCCGCUUCCAGAGUCAGAAAAUUACUCUAUCGAGUCAAGCUAUGUAAACAGCAGACAGCAUCUGAUUAAAAGUAGUUCCACAUUCAAGGACCUGGAAAGAAACAGUCUCAAGGACAGCGGACAUGAGGAGAGUGACCAGACCGACAGCGAGCAUGAUGCACACAGGGGUCUGUGCUGUGACACGGCUAUCAAUGAAGUAUUGAAUACAACACUCAAUUCCACCGGCUCUCAAGUACCUGAACAAGAUCAGAAUGAAGGCUUUACCUGCAUGGAAGAAUGCCGGAUCUUAGGGCACUCAGACAGAUGUUGGAUGCCAAGGGUUGCAGUGUCAAGCUGUGCCAAGUCACCUGACCAUGGCAGAAAUGUUAUUGCACUGUCCAUAGAGGCCACCAGUGUGGACUCUGAACCCUAUGAGAAUGGCUGUUCAAAGAGAACUUUUGCAACUUUUGGAAAAGACCCGAGAGAUCGCACAGCUGAGAAUGAUAAAACAGAUUUGAAAGGAAAGAGGACAUUUGAUCUACCUGUCUGCAGCCCCAAAUUGAAUGGUUCCGUCUCUAGCAGUCAGGAAACAAGCAACGGUAUUGACAUUUCAAGUCCUGCCAGCACGCCUGUGCAUUUAAGCAGCCCCUCUUCUAACAGGCCUCCAGUCACAUAUUCUGUGAUGCACUGCCCCGUAGCACAUGACCUCAAUCAACCUGCCAAUCAGGCCUCCUCACAUCCAUCUGAGCCAGGAUCCCGGGAGGCAGACUCAGAGCAUGUCCGAGACAUCAACCAUCUUGUGCACGAUUGCCGAGAGAAAAACUUGACGGGAGUUAAACGAAUACAAGACAUUGUGCUGUGAUCAGUGGGUACCACCCGCAAUACAGAUAAAUAUUAGCACCGUGACAGUUUGUAAUUUGCCUUCCUUUGGUUUUGUGUAUGGCUGUAUUUAAC
Molecule: messenger RNA, 3758 nt
Organism: Pristis pectinata (smalltooth sawfish)
Lineage: Eukaryota; Metazoa; Chordata; Chondrichthyes; Rhinopristiformes; Pristidae
Gene: pcdh19
Product: protocadherin 19
Exons: 4
Coding region: 349-3666 (1105 amino acids)
Biological process (GO): homophilic cell-cell adhesion
Cellular component (GO): plasma membrane
Molecular function (GO): calcium ion binding
Source: RefSeq, a predicted model, not a curated record